AUGGCUUCGACCAAGGAGGUCCCCAUUCCGGGCCCCAAGGGAGUUCCCUUCCUGGGCAACAUCUAUGACAUCGAUAAAGAAGUCCCGCUGAACAGCAUCGAGCUUCUAGCGGACAAUUACGGCCCCAUCUAUCGCCUCAGCACUUUUGGUUACUCCCGCGUUUUCCUCAGCUCACACGAAUUGGUGGACGAGGUUUGCAACGAGGAACGCUUCUCCAAGGUCGUCACUGCGGGACUCAAAGAAAUUCGCAAUGGUACCCACGAUGGUCUCUUUACUGCCAACCAGGGUGAAGAGAACUGGGCCAUCGCACACCGCGUCCUGGUGCCCGCAUUCGGCCCCCUCAUGAUUCGCGGCAUGUUCGACGAGAUGUACGAUAUCGCAACACAGCUCGUGAUGAAAUGGGCCCGACAAGGCCCGACUGCCGCCAUUACGGUGACCGACGACUUUACCCGUCUUACACUCGACACCAUUGCUCUCUGCUCCAUGGGAACUAGGUUCAACUCAUUCUAUCAUGAUGAGAUGCACCCCUUUGUCGAGGCUAUGGUCGGUCUUCUGGCUGGAUCAGGAAGCCGUGCUACUCGUCCUGGCUUGCUAAAUAGCUUGCCCACCGCAGAAAACGCCAAAUACUGGAACGAUAUCACCUACCUGCGCAACCUGUCAAAGGAGCUGAUCCAGGCCCGCAAGGACAAUCCCGAGGAGAAGAAGGAUCUUCUAAAUGCAUUAAUUCUGGGCCGUGACCCGCAGACAGGUAAAGGAAUGACUGAAGAGUCGAUCAUCGAUAACAUGAUCACUUUCCUGAUUGCUGGUCACGAAACCACCUCCGGCAUGCUGUCCUUCCUUUUUUACUUUCUUCUCAAAACCCCACAUGCCUAUAAGAAGGCCCAAGAAGAGGUCGACAGUGUCAUCGGACGUCGCAAGAUCACAGUGGACGAUAUGUCUAAGCUACCUUAUAUCACCGCCGUCAUGCGGGAGACUCUCCGAUUGAAGCCAACAGCACCCUUAAUCGCCGUUCAUCCCAACCCCGAAAAGACCGGCGACGGGCCCGGGGGCGGAAAAUACGUUUUGCAGAAGGAUGAGCCCAUCGCCCUGGUAUUGGGCAAGAUGCAACGCGAUCCGAAAGUGUACGGCCCCGACGCGGACGAAUUCCGGCCGGAGCGAAUGUUGGAUGAGCACUUUGAAAAGCUUCCCAAGAACGCAUGGAAGCCCUUUGGAAACGGCAUGCGCGGUUGUAUUGGUCGUCCAUUCGCUUGGCAAGAGGCACUUCUUGUCGUUGCGAUCUUGCUGCAGAACUUCAACUUUCAAAUGGACAACCCUACUUAUGACCUGCGCAUCAAGCAGACUCUCACCAUCAAGCCCAAGGACUUCUACAUUAAGGCUUCCCUGCGCAAUGGCCUUGAUCCGACUCAGCUUGGGCUGGCCUUGAGCGGUACACCCGGUUCAUCUGAAAACAAGAGUUCCACCGACCGCCCCAAAAAGCCCAAGCAGACCCCCGCGGAUGGUAAGAUGAAGCCUAUGCAUAUCUUCUAUGGAAGUAAUACCGGCACUUGCGAGGCGUUCGCUCGGAGAUUGGCAGAUGAUGCUAGUGGCUAUGGAUUCGAGGCCCAGACAACGUCCUUAGACUCGGCAACCCAAAAUAUCCCCAAGGAUGACCCGGUCGUUUUCAUUACUGCUUCUUAUGAGGGUCAACCUCCGGACAAUGCGGCGCAUUUCUUUGAAUGGCUGAGCAAGCUCGAUGGAAAGAGCCUGGAGGGAACUAACUACGCAACCUUUGGCUGUGGUCAUCAUGACUGGUCCUCUACCUUCCAUCGCAUACCGAAGGCUGUCAACGAGCUCGUCAAGCAAAAUGGUGGAAACCGUCUCUGUGACCUCGGUCUCUCCGACGCAGCCAACUCAGACAUGUUUACCGAUUUCGACGGUUGGGGCGAGGCUACAUUUUGGCCUGCCAUCACAGCCAAGUAUGGCGGUGGUGAAGACAAAGCAACCAAGCCCAAGUCAUCUCUACAGGUGGAAGUGAGCUCCGGCAUGCGCGCUUCUACUUUGGGUCUCCAGCUCGAGGAGGGCUUCGUUGUCGAGAACCAGCUCCUCACAAAGCCCGGCGUGCCCGCUAAGCGCAUUCUGCGAUUCAAGCUGCCAACCGACAUGACCUACCAAUGUGGUGAUUAUCUCGCAGUACUCCCAGUCAACCCGACUCCUGUUGUCCGCCGUGCAAUUCGCCGCUUCGACCUUCCCUGGGACGCCAUCCUGCGCAUCCAAAAGCCCGCCAAAACCUCAUCCACACCUCCAUCCAUCCCCAUCGACACACCCAUUUCCGCAUUCGAGCUACUUUCAACCUAUGUUGAGCUUUCUCAGCCUGCCAACAAGCGCGACCUGAACGUACUCGCCGAUGCCGUCUUCGAGGACGCCGAGACGCAAGCCGAACUCCGCUACAUCGCCUCGAGCCCAAGCCGUUUUACCUCCGAGAUCGUGCGAAAGCACGUCAGCCCUCUCGAGCUACUGAUGCGCUACCCAUCUAUUAAGUUGUCUAUUGGCGACUUCCUCGCCAUGCUUCCUCCAAUGCGCGUGCGCCAAUACUCAAUCUCCUCAUCUCCCCUCUCCGACCCAUCCGAAUGCUCCAUCACCUUCUCCGUUCUCAGUGCCCCCGCUCUUUCAGGCCCAACAGAGCCAGGAAGCGAAACACCAGAGGAUUACCUGGGAGUCGCCUCAAAUUACCUGUCUGAGCUCCAAGCCGGCGAGCGCGCGCAUAUCACCGUCCGCCCUUCAAACUCAGGCUUCAAGCCUCCUGUUGACCUCCAAACCCCGAUGAUCAUGGCCUGUGCUGGAAGUGGCCUUGCCCCUUUCCGUGGUUUCAUCAUGGAUCGCGUCCAGCGUAUCCGUGGCCGCAAUGGCACUGUUUCCACAGACGAUCUGCCGACCUCAGAUAAGCCUGCCAAGGCGAUUCUUUACGUCGGAUGUCGAACCAAGGGCGUGGAUGAUAUCCAUGCCGACGAGCUAGCCGAGUGGGCUGCUCAGGGCGCCGUCGAGGUCCGUUGGGCCUAUAGUCGCCCUGUCGAUGGAAAGGGCCAACAUGUCCAGGAUUUAAUGCUUGAAGAUAAAGCCGAGCUGGUCAAUCUCAUGGAAGAUAUGGCCCGACUCUAUGUCUGCGGAAGCACUGGUGUUGGAAAUGGUGUGCGGGAGGCCUGCAAAUCCAUCUACCUUGAGCAUCGUCGCGACAAGAUCGCACGGGCCAAGGAGACAGGGGAGGAUCUUGGAUAUCUCGGACAUGACGUUGAGCUGGAUGAUGACGCUGCGGCUGAGUCGUUCUUUGAUCGUCUGCGUACGAAGGAGAGAUAUGCCACGGAUGUUUUCACUUAG
Messenger RNA from Penicillium manginii, 3351 nucleotides. Its product is annotated as bifunctional cytochrome P450/NADPH--P450 reductase. The record is from RefSeq and is a predicted model, not a curated record. Gene Ontology annotation, cellular component: cytosol. The transcript has 5 exons. NCBI's taxonomy places the organism in Eukaryota, Fungi, Ascomycota, Eurotiomycetes, Eurotiales, Aspergillaceae. Bases 1 to 3351 code for a protein of 1116 amino acids. Gene Ontology annotation, molecular function: iron ion binding; NADPH-hemoprotein reductase activity; heme binding.